AUGGCUCGCUGUCAGCUUGUGUCCUGUUCUUGUGUGCUCCCAAACCAUGGACUUUUGGCAACAGGCCGCCAAGAUGUUGCUCCUCUUGUAGACAUAAUUAUCAUAAGAUCACGAGCCUUCAUGGAAGCCAUAUCGGCCAGCUUCUCUUCUGUAAGGUCGCGGGUUGGAGCCGACUUCCUAGUUGAUUCUUUUCCCGCUUCGAGUCUGAUUAGGAUUCCCUCUAUCGACAAACGCCGUUUAAGGUAUAAGGAUGACGGUGCUGUUAUCUUCGUUCCUCGGUACUGCUCCAGCCCGAUUAUCUUCUUUGAGUCCGGACCUGCUAUUCUUAUCAAGAGCCAUCACUGA
Messenger RNA from Colletotrichum costaricense, 345 nucleotides. RefSeq lists its product as uncharacterized. The transcript has a single exon. NCBI's taxonomy places the organism in Eukaryota, Fungi, Ascomycota, Sordariomycetes, Glomerellales, Glomerellaceae. The coding region runs from base 1 to 345 and encodes 114 amino acids. The record is from RefSeq and is a predicted model, not a curated record.